CAAGUAUCGUAGGCCCUUGGGGUGAGGCAAGAGGCAGGAUGACUGAUACACGGAGAAGGGUGAAGGUGUACACUCUGAAUGAAGAUCGGCAGUGGGAUGAUCGUGGCACUGGACACGUGUCCUCUGGCUAUGUGGAAAGGCUGAAGGGCAUGUCCCUGCUUGUCAGGGCAGAGAGUGAUGGUUCUCUUCUUCUGGAAUCCAAAAUCAAUCCUAAUACUGCAUACCAGAAGCAACAGGACACGUUGAUUGUGUGGUCUGAGGCAGAGAACUAUGACCUUGCACUUAGCUUUCAAGAAAAAGCUGGAUGUGAUGAAAUAUGGGAAAAAAUAUGCCAGGUUCAAGGAAAAGACCCUUCAGUGGACAUUACACAGGACUUGGUGGAUGAGUCUGAAGAGGAGCGCUUUGAUGAUAUGUCAUCACCAGGUCUAGAAUUGCCGUCUUGUGAAUUAAGCCGAUUAGAGGAAAUUGCUGAACUUGUAGCAUCUUCACUGCCUUCCCCAUUACGUCGCGAAAAACUUGCUCUAGCACUGGAAAAUGAGGGCUACAUUAAAAAGCUCUUAGAAAUUUUUCACGUGUGUGAGGACUUGGAAAACAUUGAAGGACUGCACCAUUUGUAUGAAAUUAUUAAGGGAAUCUUCCUGUUGAAUAGAACUGCACUUUUUGAAGUCAUGUUUUCUGAGGAAUGUAUAAUGGAUGUAAUUGGAUGCUUGGAAUAUGAUCCGUCUUUAUCACUGUCGCGGAAACACAGGGAGUUUCUAACAAAAACUGCAAAAUUUAAAGAAGUUAUUCCAAUAUCAGAUCCAGAGCUAAAACAAAAAAUACAUCAAACAUAUAGAGUACAGUAUAUUCAAGAUAUGGUUCUACCGACGCCUUCGGUAUUUGAGGAAAACAUGUUAUCAACGCUUCACUCGUUCAUCUUUUUUAAUAAAGUAGAAAUAGUUGGUAUGUUACAGGAAGAUGAAAAAUUUUUGACGGAGCUGUUUGCACAACUUACAGAUGAAGCCACAGACGAGGAGAAAAGGCAAGAAUUGGUAAACUUUCUUAAAGAGUUUUGUGCAUUUUCUCAAACAUUACAACCUCAAAACAGAGAUGCUUUUUUCAAAACAUUGUCUAACAUGGGCAUUCUUCCAGCACUUGAAGUCAUCCUAGGAAUGGAUGAUGCACAAGUGCGAAGCGCAGCUACUGAUAUCUUCUCCUAUUUGGUUGAAUACAACCCAUCUAUGGUACGAGAAUUUGUCAUGCAAGAAGCUCAGCAGAAUGAUGAUGAUAUCUUACUCAUUAACCUCAUCAUAGAACACAUGAUUUGUGAUACAGAUCCUGAAUUGGGAGGAGCAGUCCAGCUGAUGGGUUUACUACGUACCUUAGUGGAUCCAGAAAAUAUGCUAGCAACUGCCAAUAAAACAGAAAAAACGGAAUUCUUGGGUUUCUUUUACAAGCAUUGUAUGCAUGUCCUCACAGCACCUUUAUUGGCCAAUACCACAGAGGAAAAACCUAGCAAAGAUGACUUUCAGACAGCCCAGCUGUUGGCCUUGAUAUUAGAGCUAUUAACUUUCUGUGUGGAACAUCAUACAUAUCAUAUAAAGAACUACAUCAUUAACAAGGAUAUCCUGCGAAGAGUGCUAGUUUUAAUGGCUUCACAACAUGCUUUCUUGGCAUUAUGUGCUCUGCGUUUUAAAAGAAAGAUAAUUGGGUUGAAGGAUGAAUUCUACAACCGCUAUAUUAUGAAAAGUUUUUUAUUUGAACCGGUGGUCAAAGCAUUUCUCAACAAUGGAUCCCGCUAUAAUCUGAUGAACUCUGCUAUUAUAGAAAUGUUUGAAUUCAUUAGAGUGGAAGACAUAAAAUCCUUAACAGCUCAUGUAAUUGAGAAUUACUGGAAAGCACUAGAAGAUGUAGAUUAUGUGCAGACAUUCAAAGGUUUGAAAUUGCGUUAUGAACAACAAAGGGAAAGACAAGAUAAUCCCAAACUUGACAGCAUGCGUUCCAUCUUGAGGAACCAUAGGUAUCGGAGAGAUGCUAGGACCUUGGAGGAUGAAGAAGAGAUGUGGUUUAAUACUGAUGAAGAUGAUCUGGAAGAUGGAGAGGCAGUGGUCCUGCCCUCUGACAAAAGUAAAAAUGAUGAAGAUAUUAUGGAUCCUAUAAGUAAAUUUAUGGAAAGAAAAAAAUUUAAAGAAAGUGAAGAAAAGGAGGUCCUUCUGAAAACGAACCUUUCCGGUCGCCAGAGCCCAAGUUUUAAACUUUCCUUCUCUAGUGGUACAAAGGCUAACCUUACCAGCCAGUCAUCUGCAACUAAUUUGCCCGGGUCUCCUGGGUCACCAGGAUCUCCUGGGUCACCGGGAUCUCCUGGAUCAGUUUCCAAAAGCACAUCUCAGAUGGCAGCUAUAACUACCAAGGAUGUUCCAUAUUGUCUCUGAAGUACGUCAGAUCGCUCAUUGCUGCAGUCCAGCCAACUCUCGUAGGGAGGCCUAGUGGGGCUUGUAGAUUAUCCUGAUGAUGAUGAGGAGGAGGAUGAAGACAGUCUACCUUUGUCACAGAAAGCAAAGGUUGAGUCAUCAUAAUGACAGUUCUGAAGAUGAGCAUCCGUUGGGGGGUUAACCUGGUUUCCAGAACAGGAAAAGUCCAUAAUUAAAAACUGCAGCCUUUAGUGAAUUACUGUGUGUGACACAGAUCAGUUUAAAAAUAUGGAUUCCUGCUAAUCAAGUGCCAAUUUGAAGGAGCAGAAGAAGAGGAUAUACUACACUUAAUGGGAAUGACAUGCCUUUGACCUCUCCAGCUUGGACCACGCAUUGCCCUUUUCUCAGGGAAGGAAAUGGAAAAAAAUAUAUAUAUAAAAAGCCAACAGGGCAGGAGUUUAUUAGUGGAAUUCUGGAUUGGCUGGUCAGUCACUACAAUCAGAAUAUGCUUUCUUGGACCAUGUAUGAGACUUGACGAAAAGGCUUUUCUGCCAUAAUUCUUCACUAGCUGAGAAUGCCAGCAGUUUCUUUGUAUAAAAGAGACUUGCCUUUGAAACCGUACAUUCUGAACAUUUUAGUCGAGCUACAACAGGUUUAAAAAAUAAAAGAACUCUGGGGGAGGGCUGACCAUAAGUUUUCUUUUUUUAAAUGUGUUCCCUUUGCCCUUUAAACUGCAGAAUUUUUCUUUGGAGGUCAGGGAUUUGUCUAUCCCUUGAUUAAAAGAUUGAAUGGAAUUCUAGAUGUGGUCACUUUUUGUGUCAUAAUUUUAUUUUUAUUUUGCCCCCUGAGUGUAUGCUUAGUUGUUGAGUAUAUAUUUGGGACCAUUAAAAUUUUUUGAUGUAAUAUAA
Messenger RNA from Euleptes europaea (tarantolino), 3298 nucleotides. RefSeq names its product protein phosphatase 4 regulatory subunit 3A (gene PPP4R3A). The record is from RefSeq and is a predicted model, not a curated record. Lineage: Eukaryota; Metazoa; Chordata; Lepidosauria; Squamata; Sphaerodactylidae. Gene Ontology annotation, biological process: DNA damage response; protein dephosphorylation. Gene Ontology annotation, molecular function: protein phosphatase activator activity. Bases 39 to 2411 code for a protein of 790 amino acids. Gene Ontology annotation, cellular component: protein phosphatase 4 complex; nucleoplasm. The transcript is spliced from 16 exons.